AUGCAUAGCCCUUUGACUUUGACUGUGUUGGUAGCUGUUGUCACAACGGCAUCGUGUGCUAUCAUUCCUAUACCAGGUGAUCGUGCUGCGAAAGAAGCUGGACCACAGUUUCCCGCGCAGCCUCCGUCUAAUGCAUUUCAUAUCAUUCCGCCAUGGCUUGCGAGUUUGCUAGAGGAUGAUGAGCCAACACCAGCUCCAGCUGCUGAGCCAAGUACCACUCCAAUUAUAGUACCUACUACAUCAACGGUGUCGACGCCGCCACCUCCACCGCCUCCCCCAAGCACUACGUCUAUUAGCGUACCAACAUCAUCUACAUCGACUACGCCAUCAAGCUCAUCAUCAGUCUCACCUACUGCUAUCCCAGUUGAUGUGCCAAGUACAAGCCACCAGGCAGUUUCUUCAUCAACCCCAGAACCGUCUCCAUCAACCAGCUCGUCAACCCCGACCCCAAGUACUUCAACCCCGGCACCAAGCACUUCGUCCAAGCCUGAGACACAAAGCGUUUCCAGCAAGACGACAAGUAGCGAGACAAGCAGUGCGGCAAAUGCCCCAGCUACGAAGACUUGCCCUGCAUCUGGGAGUCAGCCUUCAGGCAACUACUGGCUAGAUGCCCAGGACCACAAAGAAGGUGGUUCAGGAUACGCCCCCUACGCUGGUGGUACAAAGGUCUACCCGGUUUACAGGAAUGUAAAAGACUAUGGCGUUGCAAAUGAUGGCUCGGGCGACCAGACAGCCAAGCUCCAGCAAGCUAUAGAUGAUGAUGGAAACGGCGGUAGCCGUAAAGGCAAGGGCACUACUCGUUAUCCCGCGGAGGUCUUUCUUCCCGGUGGCACAUAUGUGCUUGGAAGUACUUUGACACUCACAGUUGGAACUAUCAUUGUUGGAGACCCUUCAGACCCUCCUGUUAUUAAGGCUAGCGCCAACUUCAAAGGUCAAUUCCUCAUCAUGGGAUACGAUAAGCAAAACGGAAACCCCGAGACUAGCUUUUUGAUGCUGGUGAAGAAUGUUAUUCUGGACACAACCUCCAUUCCAAAGGAUGAUAAGAUUACUGCCCUGCAAUGGGGGGUUGCGCAAGGAUCUGGGUUGACAAAUGUCCAAAUCCACAUGCCUACCAACUCGCGUGGACAUACUGGUAUUGACAUCGUCGCUGGAUCCACCAUCGCAGUGACGGAUGUGCGAAUCGUCGGUGGCGCCACUGGUAUCAUUAACUCUAACCAGCAAGUGAACUUCAAGAAUGUCCAUUUUGUCGCCUGCGGCACAGCUUUCGACGCCAAGGGUGGAUGGACCGUUCUCCUGCAAGAUGCGUACUUCGAGUCAUGUGGAACAGGCAUCAACAUGACCAGCAACGGUCUGGGAAGUAUGGUAUUGCUUGAUUCCACUGUUACCAACUCCGGUCCUGUCGUUAGAUUCCAUGAUUCAUCCCAUGAUACUGGCAACCAGAACAGCCAAAUACUCAUCCAGAACCUUGUACACGAUGGAUCGAACCCCAUUGCCGUCGAUGAUGAGGGAAAGACAAAACUGGAAGCCAUGUCGCACGUUGACACCUGGCUCUGGGGUACUCUUGUUCAGGGAGAGUAUGAGCAAGGUGCAACCCACAAAACAAACAGACCAAACGCUUUGCUUGUUGGCGACAAGUUCUUCACCAAGGCUCAGCCUACUUACAUGGAGUUCGGUGCUGCUGAUGUGGUUAAUGUCAAGACUGUCUCUGGACACCCUGUGAAGGGUGAUGGCUCCACUGAUGAUACCAAGUCGCUGAAUGCUAUUCUGAAGCAGAAUGCUGAAAACUGCAAGAUCACUUUCAUCCCCUAUGGUGUCUACAGAGUCUCUGAUACUGUCUUCAUCCCGGUUGGCACACGUAUCGUUGGCGAAGCUUGGUCUGUUAUCUCUGGCUACGGCGAUGCGUUCAAGGAUGAAAAAAACCCCAAGGCGGUUGUGAAGGUCGGUAACCCCGGCGAUGUCGGUCUCAUUGAAAUUCAAGACAUGCGCUUCUCAGUCGGCGAGGUCUUGCCCGGCGCAAAGGUGGUCGAAGUCAACGCCGCUGGAUCCCAGCCCGGUGACGUCGGAAUGUGGAACACAGUGGUUUUGAUCGGAGGCACAGCCGAGACCAGCAUCUCAAAUUCCUGCACGUCACAAGAUCCAAAGGAUUGCAUGGCCGCGUUCAUGGUUAUGCAUCUUACUGAGAGUUCCUCCGCAUACAUCGAGAACUUCUGGGGCUGGACAGCAGACCAUAACCUUGACAGCACCUCGCUGCUCACCAUCGUCUCAACCGGUCGCGGUAUUCUCGUUGAAGCAACAAAGGGAACCUGGCUUACAGGAACCGGCUCCGAGCACCACUGGCUAUACAACUAUAACUUCCACAACGCCGCCAAUCUCUUCGCCGGUCUCCUGCAAACUGAAACCCCAUACAUGCAAGGCUCCGGCGAAUACGAGAACGCCCCCGCCCCCUGGUCCGCAGAUCCCAAGUAUGGUGAUCCGGAUUUCACAUGGUGUGCCCCAACAGACCAGAAGUGCCGCAGCGCCAUAGCUACCAACGUCGAUGGCGGCUCAAACAUCGCACUCUACAACUCAGCUGCAUGGGCAUUUUUCGAUGGAUACUGGAAUGGGCUUUACAAUGAGCCUUGCAAUGGCAAGUGUCAAGCUAACAUGAUGCGCGUGGCCAAUGCCCCGCAGAACCUGGUGUGGUACUCGAUUAGCACCCGGAUGACCGAGGUAAUGGUGCUGGAUGGAAAGACCAACCCGACCGAGAAACAGCAUCCUGGUGGCUGGGAGGGUAUUAUUCAGGCUUAUGCGGAAUUCUCUUCUUGA
Messenger RNA from Penicillium angulare, 2805 nucleotides. RefSeq names its product glycoside hydrolase family 55 protein. The record is from RefSeq and is a predicted model, not a curated record. Gene Ontology annotation, molecular function: polygalacturonase activity. The coding region runs from base 1 to 2805 and encodes 934 amino acids. The transcript is spliced from 3 exons. NCBI's taxonomy places the organism in Eukaryota, Fungi, Ascomycota, Eurotiomycetes, Eurotiales, Aspergillaceae.